This is a messenger RNA of Acanthosepion pharaonis, 648 nucleotides long. The record is from the annotation of a GenBank genome assembly. Lineage: Eukaryota; Metazoa; Mollusca; Cephalopoda; Sepiida; Sepiidae.
AUGUUUUCUCUUUCUCUCUCUCUCCCCCCUCUCACAAAUGCUUUUUUUUUUUUCUCUCUCACCCCCUCUCACAAAUGCUUUUCUCUUUCUCUUUCUCUCUCUCUCUCUCUCCCCCCCCCCUCUCAGAAAUGUUUUUCUCUUUCUCUCUCUCACCCCCCCUCUAACAAAUGUUUUUUUAUCUUUCUCACUCACAAAUGUUUUUUUUCUCUUUCUCUCUCUCCCCCUCUCACAAAUGCUUUUCUCUUUCUCUUUUCUCUCUCUCUCUCCCUCCCCCCCUCUCAGAAAUUUUUUUUUUUUUUCUCUCUCUCCCCUCUCACAAAUGCUUUUCUUUUUUCUCUCUCUCACCCCCUCUCACAAAUGCUUUUCUCUUUCUCUUUUCUCUCUCUCUCUCUCCCUCACCCCCUCUUAGAAAUGUUUUUUCUCUUUCUCUCUCUCACCCCCUCUAACAAAUGUUUUUUUUUAUCUUUCUCACUCACAAAUGUUUUUUUCUCUUUCUCUCUCUCUCACCCCCUCUCACAAAUGCUUUUCUUUUUUUCUCUCUCUCACCCCCUCUCACAAAUGCUUUUCUCUUUCUCUUUCUCUCUCUCUCUCUCUCCCUCACCCCCUCUCAGAAAUGUUUUUUCUCUUUCUCUCUCUCACCCCCUCUAA